This is a messenger RNA of Aspergillus campestris IBT 28561, 1700 nucleotides long. Its product is annotated as high affinity methionine permease. The transcript has 6 exons. Gene Ontology annotation, molecular function: L-amino acid transmembrane transporter activity. Gene Ontology annotation, biological process: amino acid transmembrane transport. Bases 1 to 1629 code for a protein of 542 amino acids. NCBI's taxonomy places the organism in Eukaryota, Fungi, Ascomycota, Eurotiomycetes, Eurotiales, Aspergillaceae. The record is from RefSeq and is a predicted model, not a curated record. Gene Ontology annotation, cellular component: membrane.
AUGACCGACGCGGUCACCGAAUCCGCCUACCAAAAGGGUCUGAUACCCGACGCGAAGCCAGUCGACGACGCGCCGCGCCGAACGGACGGUGUUUCGCAGCUCUACGAAGGAAAUGUCUUCGACGCCACCCCCGACGACAGACGCCAGAUCGGCGUCAUCAGCGCCUCGUUCCUCAUCUUCAACCGCGUUAUCGGCACGGGCAUCUUCGCUACCCCGAGUACUAUCCUCUCGCUGUCAGGGAGUGUUGGCUUGUCGUUGAUUAUGUGGGUUGUGGGAACGUUGAUUGCGAUGGCUGGGACGGCGGUUUAUCUUGAGUGGGGGACUGCUAUUCCUAAGAAUGGCGGCGAAAAGAACUACCUCGAAUACGUCUUCAAAAAGCCCCGCUUCCUCGCAACAGCGAUGUUCGCCUCCUACGUGGUCCUCCUCGGCUGGGCAGCCAGCAACAGCGUCGUCUUCGGCGAAUACAUCCUGAACGCAGCAGACGUGGAAGUCGGACGGUGGAACCAGCGCGGGAUCGGUCUGGCCUGCGUGACCGCCGCGUUCCUCAUCCACGCCACGGCCGUCAAGUGGGGUCUGCGGUUGCAGAACUUGCUUGGUGUGAUCAAGCUCGUUAUUAUCGUGUUUGUGGCUGUGGCCGGCUGGGUUGCGCUUAGUGGGCGCAUGCAUCUUGAGACCCCGCCGCAUAAUUUCCGCAAUGCGUUUGAGGGGACGACGGGGAGUGGGUAUGGGAUUGUGAUGGCUUUGUAUAACGUCAUUUGGUCGUUUAUUGGGUACUCCAACGCGAACUAUGCCCUAAGCGAAACCAAGAACCCAACCCGCACGCUGAAGAUCGCCGCUCCUCUCGCCAUCGGCGCCGUCGGCAUUCUCUACAUGCUCUGCAACAUCGCGUACUUCGCGGCUGUGCCGAAAGCGCAGUUCCUGGAAUCCGGACAGACCGUCGCGGCGACGUUCUUCGGGAACAUGUUUGGCGCGCGCGCGGAGAAGGUGAUGUCUGUUUUUGUGGCGCUUUCUGCGUUUGGGAAUGUGUUGUCUGUGAUUUUCUCGCAGGGACGAAUUGUGCAAGAAAUGGGCCGUGAGGGUAUCUUGCCCUUCAGCAAGCUCUGGGCUAGUAACAAGCCGUUCAAUGCCCCCGCGGCUGGACUGUUCGAGCACUGGGUUGUGUCGGUCAUUAUCAUGCUUGCUCCUCCGCCAGGCGACGCCUACAACUUCCUCGUCAAUCUCAUCUCCUACCCCCUCUCGAUCGUCAACUGCUUCGUCUCCGGCGGCCUCAUCUACAUCUACCUGACGCACAAGACCAACUUCCCCGACUGGGCACCAGGAAUCAGAGCCACGCUCCCGGUGACGAUCUUCUUCUUCCUGUCGAAUUGCUACCUCGUCGUCGCGCCGUACGUGCCGCCCACGCCAGACCAGAACGUCUACAAGGAGCUGCCGUACUACCUGCACUGCGUGGUGGCGGUGGCGAUCUUCGCGCUGGGCGCGGUGUACUGGGUUGGAUGGUCGGUUGUGUUGCCCAAGCUCGGGGGGUAUCUGUUGGUGAAGGAGACUGUUGUUGAUGCGGACGGGUGGUCGAGGAGUGUGUUUACGAAGUUGCCGUUGGGGAGUGAGAGGGAGGUUGGGGAUUUGGAGUAGAUGGUUGAUUGGGGGGAGACCAGCUGGUCUGGUCGGUUUGUUUAUUUGUUUGGAUUGUUGAUAGAUUUGCG